AUGUCUUCCAAGCCCACUCUCGUCUUCGUCCCUGGAGCCUGGCACAGUGCUGAUACAUGGAACAAAGUCACUGCUGAGUUGACGCCUCGGGGCUACAAGUCAGUUUGUAUCACUCUCCCUUCAACUCAAAAUGACCCAACCAAGGGUUUGUUCGAAGAUAUCGAGGAGAUCAGGAAGGCCAUCCUCGCCGAGACCACCCAAGGCCGAGACGUCGUCGUCGUUGUUCACUCGUAUGGCGGUAUGAUUGGUCCCAGCGCUGUCAAGGGACUUACUGAAGCUACGAGUGAGCGGCCUGGACGCGUCAUAGGCAUUGCCUUGAUGGCGACUGGCUAUUGUGUAACGGGCAUUGGCUUCCUCGAGGGACUUGGUGGUAAUCCGCCUCCUUUUUGGAAGGCUGAUAAAGAGACGGGAUAUGCCACGCUCAUUGUAGAUACAAGGGAGCUAUUCUACCACGAUCUUCCGGAAGAAGAAGGCAAGUACUGGUGCAGCCGACUUCUGCCACAGGCAUUGAAGCCACUCACAGACAGUGGAGAGCACGUGUACUCGGGCUGGAAGGACGUCCCGACCCGGUAUCUGAUUACGACAGACGACAAAACUUUCCCGCACGAGAUUCAAUUGGCCAUUGCCCAGAAUGCCAAGGAGCAAGGUGCAGAAAUUGUCGUCGAGGAGAUUCAUUCGAGUCAUUCUCCAAUGCUUAGCAAGCCGAAGGAAACUGCCGAUUUUGUUGAGAAGGCUGCCGAAUCUUUUGUGGAGAAGAAGAAGGCGUGA
Molecule: messenger RNA, 768 nt
Organism: Trichoderma citrinoviride
Lineage: Eukaryota; Fungi; Ascomycota; Sordariomycetes; Hypocreales; Hypocreaceae
Product: alpha/beta-hydrolase
Exons: 1
Coding region: 1-768 (255 amino acids)
Source: RefSeq, a predicted model, not a curated record